This is a messenger RNA of Leptopilina heterotoma, 5277 nucleotides long. RefSeq lists its product as uncharacterized. Gene Ontology annotation, cellular component: membrane. The transcript is spliced from 24 exons. NCBI's taxonomy places the organism in Eukaryota, Metazoa, Arthropoda, Insecta, Hymenoptera, Figitidae. The record is from RefSeq and is a predicted model, not a curated record. The coding region runs from base 714 to 5147 and encodes 1477 amino acids. Gene Ontology annotation, molecular function: G protein-coupled receptor activity.
GAGAAGGAAUAGAAGAAAAUUGUGCUUUUAUUGUUUAUUCCAAUCUUUAACUGUGAAAUCAAUAAAUAAUCAUCGUGAUUGCAAUGCAUUAGACACAAAUUGGCUGAUUAUAUUACGAAUCGCUCAUAUAUGGAAGUAAAACGUCAAAGGAUGAAUUUUCCACUCAGUUUCGAUGGAGCUUUAUGGAUGAAACGGUUGACCUUGAUGCAUCGAAGAAACAAAUGCAAAAUAGUUGAAUGUUCAUUUUCGAUUUUACGGUCUUGGAAAAGAAAAAUAACAAAUAACAACAAAAAAGGAAUACGAACGUUUUGAGAAGAAAUUAUUAAGAAAAUAGUAUACUUUCGGAGUAGUAGAUGCUUGAGAAAUUUACACAAUUAAAUAAUGCAGCAAACAGGAAAAUUUUUCGGGAGAAUCUUCGUUAGGUUGAAAACUGUCUUUUGUUAAAUUCACUCAUGACAUUUUCAACGAUCUCGAGAGUUGGAGAUUGUCCCAGUGGGGUCAUAAGUCGACUACAAAACGCUUAUCACAUCCCAACUGUGAAGGAUUAACGGCUAUAACUAACGGUGAAAAUCAACCGGUUAAAUGUGGUUCAACGGUUGAGUUGGGAAUCAGCAUUCAGCGACGGCAACUUUUUGUUUUUUAAUGAUCUUCUCCUCGUUAUCAUGCGUCAAUUUCUUCCUCAACGUUCCUGUGAAAUGUGCACCGGAUAAAAAAUGCGGUCAACCUCAUCUGGCAUUGUAUUGACGCUACUGCUCAUUUGCCUCGUGUUGAAAAUCAUCUCCAGCAGCUCGGAUUGCAAUGAAUAUUUGGUUGGGCAACGUGGUAUCAUUCAAACGCCAAAUUUUCCACGUCCAUUCUCAGUGCCAAUCAAUUGUCGAUGGAUCAUUGACGCAUCCGAGAUCCCUUCGACGAACAGAUCGAUUGUUGUCUAUUUUACGCAAUUGUUUGCCUACACUGGACUCAAAUUCACUGAAUAUGCAUAUUACGAAUCGGAGAAUUCAAAUUACGGUGGGACAUUACUUAACGAGAUCAAUGAGGCGAAUAUUUUUCAAUUCCGUUGGUUCAAGACGUAUAUGCCAUUUCUUGUGAUUGAAUUUCAUUUGGAACGAUUGGAGGGUAAUCAUGUGCGUGUUUUGGACAAUCUUCUCGAUGUCUAUGGAUUCAAUAUGACCUAUGAGAUAAGUGACGGUGAAAUCAAUGAGAAUAGCUGCACUGUCAAGGACUGUUCAUUCUCGGGAAACUGUUACAUCGACGCGGAGUUCACUUCUUUCUCGUGUGUAUGUUUUCAAGGCUUCAGCGGUGAAAAUUGCGGAUUCGGUCCACUCUGCAAAGAGAAUGCUCAAAACUUGGUUUGCCGCAAUAAUGGCACAUGCAGGCACGUCGGAGCUGCAGCGGUGCGAUGUCAUUGUGCCACCGGAUAUACAGGAAAUGUUUGCGAGAUUCCACCCACGCGCUCACAGGACACUGAUUGCGAGGGAGAAAAUUGUAUACUCCAAUGUUCUUAUCCAGGAAAAAACCGGAAACCCUGCCAGUGCAAACACAGCAUAAAAAUCUACAACAAUCGAUCGAGAUACGAAUGCAGGAUAAAAUUGUCCAAUGUCACGUCCCUCCGGGCUAGUCUUCUCACUCAACACGGCACCAUAGAGUCUCUUCUCAGUCGACAGCUUACAAAGUAUUUAAAAACGGCGAGCAUCACUUCAAUGGAGGACUUAAAAAUCCUGAGCGUGACACCUUCGUCGGAAGUGACUUUUCAUUUUUUCGGAAACUCUCAGGAUGGGGAUAAAAUUCGAGAAGCACUUAAUCGUCUCGUUCAACUACGACGUCUAAACGAAAUCACUCUUGAAUCCACACACUUCACCUUUCAGCAGAAACCAUCACUCAGACUUCAGAGCUUACGUAUCAACCAAGUGAACGAGCAUCAGGUGCGAUUGGGUGACCAAUUCAUUUUAUCUUGCGUUGCACAGGGAAGUUAUAAUAUUGCCUUUACAUGGUACAAGGACAACAUGCUUGUCAAUAUGAGUAAAGCCACCAGAGAAAUUUGGUACAGGCACUUACCGAAUGAUGGAUCGGAUUUGCACACAUCUUUAUUGACAAUAGACAAGGCGACGCUCCUCGACGAAGGAAAAUAUACGUGUCAAGUUGUCGAUUGGGGAAUGCAGCAAUGCAAAAGUAUUUACAUUGAAAUCAAAGAUGAAUCGGACGUUAAAGUUGUUCCAAUGAGUGCGACUCUGGAAAAGGGCGGAAAUAUUCAGUUGAUGUGCAUUACUCCAAAUAUGAGAAGUCUGGGAAUUGGAUUUGGCUGGACGAAAAAUCGAGCACUUUUGAAAUUAGAACCAGGAAGUGAAGUUUGGGAAGAUCUCUAUCCAGCCGGAAGUAUUUUAAAUAUUACAAACGCUCAGAAAUCUGCAAUAUAUACCUGUAACGUUGCCUUAAGGUCAAUGUCAGUUCGUGUGGAAGUUGUGAAUCGAACUUUGAUUCCUCUUUGUCCGAAGGAAAAAUCCUGGGGCUUAGAAUGGUCCGAAACUGGUCCUGGAACGGAAGCACUUCUUGAUUGUCCUCGACAUUUUAUUGGACGUCACGCGUCCAGACUUUGUUCAAUGAAAGACGCAACUUUAACUGGUUGGCAGAAUCCUGAUUUUUCCAGUUGCCUCUAUGAACCUUUAAUAUUUCCUUAUAACAAGUUUCGUAGUUUGACACUUGGCUAUCAAAAUACAACUGGUUCAGAAACAAUAAAUGAACUGUGGAAUAUUUUACGAAAUCGAUCAUCCUCAUUCUAUCCGGGCGAGGGUGAUAGGAUUUUAAAUAUCCUCGCUGAGAUAGAAUUAUAUCAAUUUAAUAUUGAUGAUACGAGAGAUUUGGCCAACUCGGCAGAGGCUAUGAUUGGAAUAAUAAAUAGAAUUCUAGAAGAAGAAAGUGCGAUAUACAAUCAACAGAAAUUACAUCUUUUGAAGCACUUGACACAGAGAACUUUGACCCACUGGACCAAGGAGUCAAUGGAUGCUCAUAAACAUCUGAGCAUGUCUUCUCUAAUAUUAGAUAUGCAAUCUCUUCAAGUGAGAAAUAAUUAUGGAACAAUGAUUGUACCUUCCGAUAAUUAUGUAUAUCCAAGCUGGUAUGAUGAUAAAAUUAUGAUUCGAUCUCUACGACAACAAAUUGCUCCGACAUCAAAUUUUUCUGUCACUGGCAGUGUCAUCGUUUUUCGAAACUUAACACAUCUCAUGCCCCGAAUAUUCGAAAAGAAAUUAGACGAUGGAAGCGAUUUAAAAUAUCAAAUUGAUUCUCGAGUGAUUAUGGUAACAGCUUCGAAUCAUUUUCCAAAAGAUAAAGAUAAUAUUUGGGUCGAUUUGCAAAUGCGCCAUUUAAGUAACCAGACAUUAAUGUGGAAUGUUUCCUGUGGUUUUUUGGACAAUUCCGGAUUAUGGGAUUUAAACGUUUGCUCACUAACUCCAUUGCCAGAAGAAAGAACUGUUCAAUGCCUUUGUCCAAGUACAGGGAUAUUUGCCGUAUUUCUCACAUCCCGUGCUGCUAAAAUUACUGAAUCGAAAAGUGAGAAAACACAAUUAAUUGUGGUAUUUGGCUGUGGCAGUUGUUUACUUCAGUGUCUAUUUUCUUCUCUAAUUAUCGGACUGUUCUGGUGGAAUAAUCGAACGUGGCUCAACUUUCUUAAAUUGCAAUGUUGCGCUGCAAUUAUUGCAGCAAUGGGAAUGUUCAUUUAUGCAGUGAACAACAAUAUUCCCGAGAGUUCCUGGUCCAUUGUGGCAUUAAGUCUGGAGACUUUUCUCCUCGUUGCUAUGACAGCGCCAAUAUCUCAAGCGCUAAUCAUUUACGCCGAGCUUACAAACAUCCGUCCUAGCCACCACCUGCAACCAACAGUAAUUGCCGUUAUUACUGGUGUUCCAAUUUUGUCAGUAUUGGCAACGGAAUUAAUUCAUCAAAGCGCAGGUUGGCGACAUGAAUCAUGGUGGUUAAUUUUCGGUAGUGGUGUCUAUAAUAUAUUUAUAACUUGCACAGCCAUGAUGCUACUUAUUUUCGGUUUAUUAUAUGGUGGUGUAUUGCUCAGAAGUCAAGCCCUCGUUAAAAGGAGUAUUGUAAAAAAAGAGUCUAUUAUAACGAGUGUGCAUAUGGUUCAUCGAACAACUGUCAUUGUUUGUGGAAUUAUCAUAAUGGAAGCAUCGUCAGUAUUUUAUAUAAAUUCUUCAUCAAUUAUUUUUCAUUACGUGUUCGCAGUCUCGGCAGCUUUGCUCGGGUUCAUUAUUUUCAUGACAUAUGUUGUAAGCAGCGAGCUCAAGUGCUUGAUUUUCAAAUGUAAAGCGAGGCAUAAAGGAGGCAUUGAAGAGGAAUGCAUCUCUGAUCAAAUUAAAGUGUGCUCGAAAAUGAAUCCCGAAGUGGAGAACGAUUUGGCGCCAACGCAUCUUCUCACUGAGACAUAUCGGGAAUCACGUGGCAUUGCGGCGGGCAGUCUCGACAUGAGGGACUACAUGAAUGAAAUAACCGCCUACCCAAAGUCUUCCUCCGUCCCUGUAAAAAGUAGAUUUUUACCCGAGAUUCGUAUCGACAAUUCGGACGAUAUAAAUCUCGAGAAUUACAAUACAAGUCCACGUAAAUAUCAAGAGACAAAAUUAGAUUCAAAAUUUACAAAUCGACAUUCAAUUGAUCCUUAUAUUACCGAGGCGUAUACAAUGAAUGAAUGUUGUACCACUUUUCGUGACUUUGCCAAAUAUCCAACGUCCCAGGAGAUACCAAUUGUUCAAGUUUGUCUACCAUCGCGAAGCGUUACACCAGAAUGUACGACGACAAUUUUAUGUAGUGCCGACGUUGAAACAACGACAACGACAACAACAACUACGACGACAAUUGGAAUGAAUUCAAUGCCCGACGUGACUCUUGCUGUAAAUAGUGAAGUGGAAUUGUUAAACAACGUGAAUAGUAAUAAUACUGAUAUUGUAAAUAAAAUAGAACACGUUACUGUUAUACCUGACAUUGCAAACACCAUGGAACGUAAACAACCAGAUGGUGAGGAAAAAAUAGCCGAGCUUAAAUUAUUAAAUUGUGAAGCGAACAGCGCCAGUGGGAUGUUGGAUCGAAUAUCUCAUGAUCUUGAUUAUCUGCUCAAUCGUACACAAACGAAUAAUGAAGAGAAAACGUAAUUCUUGUUCGAUUUUCACUUUUUUUUUUCUAUAAAUAUACAUAUUAUAUAUUUGACAACAAAAUUUCUUUCCAAUUUAUCUCAUUCAUAAUAUUUAUUAAUUAUACACAUAUAAGAAAUGUUAUUAAUAC